Molecule: messenger RNA, 1907 nt
Organism: Cynara cardunculus var. scolymus (artichoke)
Lineage: Eukaryota; Viridiplantae; Streptophyta; Magnoliopsida; Asterales; Asteraceae
Product: LEAF RUST 10 DISEASE-RESISTANCE LOCUS RECEPTOR-LIKE PROTEIN KINASE-like 2.4
Exons: 4
Coding region: 60-1907 (615 amino acids)
Biological process (GO): protein phosphorylation
Molecular function (GO): protein kinase activity; polysaccharide binding; ATP binding
Source: RefSeq, a predicted model, not a curated record
CAAUCAUCGAACUGCAGAUAUGAUUAUCAGUUCCUAAUCGUUUAUAGUUAAGGUCCCAAAUGCAACAGCACGUAGCAUCAACCCUCAAACUAUGUAUAUUAGUCAUCUUCUUCUUGUUUUUAAAACAAUCUUUUUGUUUGGAUCCAACUUCUUAUGAAGUCUGUGCCCCCAAACCGUGUGGUCAUGAUGGUAGGAGUAUAAACUUUCCAUUUUUCACUCCAGGCCCUAGAGCUUCACUUUGUGGGUACCCUGGUUUCGAGGUACACUGCUACGACAAUGGCUCCUUAGUUCUUCCGAUUUCAGGAAAUGACUACUUAGUUAAAGAUAUUCACUAUAGCAACAGCUCUAUGCGGUUGGUAACUGCCCAAAACGUUACAUGCCCCUCAGGACUCACAAACAUCACACUUGAUCCUUACCGCUUUCGCCUUUUCAAUGACUCGGUUACUCGUGAGCUUGUUUUUCUUAUGAAUUGCUCCAAGGAAUUACCGGAGAAUCUGAGCAGGUACAGGAUUGGGUCCUGCAACCCGAACAUUUUGUUGGUUAUGCUUAGCGAUGACAGGAAUUUGGAGAUGGGAAAGGAAGUUUGUGGUCAUCUAGUGGUGGCCCCGGUGCAAGUGCACUACGACUACGCUGGAAUUGGUAGACAACAGAUGGAGGUGGUGGACGGUGGAAAUUAUGCACAAGUGAUGAUGAAGGGGUUUAUGAUGCAGUGGGUUGCGCCGUAUUGUACCGAAUGCAAGCAGAGCGGUGGGAGGUGUGGUUCGAAUGGUUACAACUUGCAGUGUUUUUGCCCCUGGGGCGACCAGAUGCACGCAAUAAGUUGCCCAACUCGAGAAUACGGUACUGACCCAGGAAUGCUUCUUGUCCUAGUUGGUAUAGGACUUAUAUCACUUGUCAUAACACUUAUAAGGAAACUCAAACGGAGAAGAAAGACCAAUGUUAACGUAGAAAAUUUUCUAAAGAAUCAUGAAUUCCUAGAUCCAAAAAGGUACACUUAUUCGCAGAUAAAGAAGAUGACAAACUCAUUUGAAAUCAAUCUAGGACAAGGUGGUUUUGGUUGUGUUUAUAAAGGAAAGCUAAGCAAUGGAAACCUAGUGGCAGUGAAGGUUUUAAAUGAAUUAAAGGGUAACGGUGAAGAUUUCGUUAAUGAAGUUGCAAGUGUUGGUAAGACUUGUCAUGUAAAUAUCGUAAGUCUUGUGGGAUUUUGCUCCGAGGGCCAUCAAAGAGCUUUGAUAUACGAAUUCAUGCCAAAUGGAUCCCUCGAAAGGUUUAUAUAUGGCCAAACUUCUUCAAAUAAUAACCAACUUGGGUGGGAAAAGUUGUUCCAGAUUGCUAUCGGGAUUGCACGAGGCUUAGAGUACUUGCAUAGUGUCUCAAUCAUUGUUCAACAAAGUGGUAUCAGAGCCAAUAUGGUUUCAUACGCUGGAAAUGGUCUGCAACCUCAGUUACCCAAACUUGUUGGACAGAAUUGCCAUCACUGGAGUAUUCAGAUGAAGGUUCUUUAUGAAUCACAGGAUUUGUGGAAUAUUGUCGAAAACGGGUUUGUGGAACCAGAAGAUCAGAGUACUUUUUCAGCCCAACAAAUUACGGAACUUAGAGAAAACAAAAAGAAAGAUAGGAAGGCUUUGUUCUUUAUCUUCCAAUCUGUAGAUGAAGCGAUAUUUGAAAGGAUUUCGAAGUCUACAACAUCAAAACAAGCAUGGGAUUCUUUGUACAAAGCCUAUCGCGGUGAAGAGAAAGUAAAAAUGGUUAGAUUACAAACUCUUCGAUGUGAAUUUGAUAAUUUAAGAAUGAAAGAUUCGGAGUCCGUCGAAGAUUACUACAAUCAUGUUAUUCUACUGCUUAAUCAAAUGAGAGUUAACGGCAAAGAAAUUCAAGAUAAACGUGUGGUUGAGAAAAUCUUAUGA